Macrosiphum euphorbiae (potato aphid) is the source of this 276-nucleotide messenger RNA. The record is from the annotation of a GenBank genome assembly. Lineage: Eukaryota; Metazoa; Arthropoda; Insecta; Hemiptera; Aphididae.
AUGCAGUCAUCUGUGUACGGCAGAGUUCAGAAUACCGUCCCUCCGGCACCAGCGGAAAUCCUGGCACUGUCUGAACUCCGUAAAUCCCAGUACACCUGCAGCGAGGGCCGAUGUCUUGUUGACACUCUCGAUCUGGCAGUUGAUCGCAGGAUCACGGGCGUCGGUCUUCCGUUGCGGCGCAGUCAUUGUGAUAGUUUCCGGUCGUCGCCCGAGUUCAGACUUGACUCGCCCGUGUACUCGGGCCCAGAGCUGAAAAGUCUGCAGGCACCCUUGUGA